AGUCGGGCGAUAUAUUCGGCGUCGGUCGGCGCCGGCCGCCACUGUCGGGCCGUGCUCGGCUCCGUGGUGUCUCCGCCUCUGCCGCUGACACCGCUGACACCGCUGACACUGACACCGCCGCCUGGGGGGUCAUGGAGAACGACACGGCUGCUCCCGGCGCCGAGCCGCCGCUGUGGAACUCCAGUGAGUUCCCCAGCUGGCUGUACCGGCGCGACGUUUCGCUGCUGGAGACGGUGCCGCAGCCGCUGCUGCAGAUCGUGCCCGACCACUGGCGCCAGUUCCCAGCGCCGCUGCCCAUCUGGCACACCGUCACUGGAUCAGUCUACCUCGUCAUCGGCCUGCUGGCUACGUUGGCCAACGCCGGCUCGCUGGUGCUGUUCGUCACGACGGCCUCGCUGCGCACGCGCGCCAACCACCUCAUCACCAGUCUGACCGUUAGCGACCUGGGCAUGGCGGCCACGCAGAUCCCGCUGCUGGUGGUGAACAGCUUCAGCCGCCGCUGGGCGGCCCCCGUCUGGAUGUGUCAGGUGUACGGCUUUUGCGGCGGGGUGUUCGGCACGGCCUCCAUCAUGAGUCUGGCCAUGAUUGCCGCAGAGAGAAGAGCUGUCCUCUACCGUACCCCCAACAGCAGCCUUGGCCUGGCUGUCACCUGGGCGCGCAUCGCCUUCAUCUGGGGCUUCUCGGUGGUGUGGAUGAGCCUGCCGUUUGUCGGAGUCAGCCGAUACGUCCCCGAGGGGUUCAUGACCAGCUGCACGUUCGACUACGUGUCGGGUGACGCGGUGUCGCGCGCCUACAUCGGCCUGUCGGUGGUGCUGUGCUACGUGGCGCCCCUAGUGGUGAUCGCCGUCUGCUACUGCACCAUCUACCGGCUGCUCGGCAGGAUGCCCGACAUCGCCGUGCACACCAAAUACGGACAGGCCAUACAGACGGUGCGGGAGAGCCUGGUGAAGCGGAGGGAGACCCAGCUGAGCCGCACCAUCGUGCUGCUGGUGACCGCCUGGUGCCUCUCCUGGACGCCCUACACCGUGGCGGUGAUCCUCGGGAUGACCGGCAGUCCCCGGCUGACUCCAUUUGUGUCUCUGGCGUCCGCCGUUUUCGCCAAGGCGUCGGCCGUCUACAACCCCAUCAUCUACGUGUUCGCGCACAACAAGUUCCGCAAGGUACUGAAGAAGAAGUACAAGCAGUGGUCUCGCGGCUGGAGCCCCGCCUGUGCCUCGCAGUCCGAGUGCAGCCGGGACUCGGGCUCUGGUCUGGAGCUGCGCGUGAUGCGCCGCUCGUCAGUGACAAUUCGGCGCGGCCGCCUGUGCCAGUCCACGUCCUGCGGCCCGUCCAACGCGUCCCACCCGACCACACCGCGGCGCAUCGUCAACGCCGAGAUCUUCUUCUGAGCGGGCUGCGUCCGCGAACCGGCAGCGGGGCAGCUCACCCCUGCCGGCAGCGUAUCGCCGAGGAGACUGCUGUCGGCUGCGUGCUCUGAAGGACGGUUGUGGUUGGAUGGCUCAUCCGAGUGACGGGUGACUGCUUGGAACGGCAAAGGUGGAUGAAAUCGGUGUCAAAAAGCAUGAAAAGGUUGCCCCCAGUGUCAGUCGCUCAAAUGAACGGUGUCAGAGAGUCCUCAGGAUGGCCGGCGCCGGUGUCAGGCGCUCCAAAAAUGAUGACCGGUUCAGAAUCGCUCGGAUGUUUGAGAUGCUGAUGUGAACGCUAGUGAAGUGUCAAUGACAGAUUUUAAUUGUAUAGUGUGUCUUCCUAGAGAAGGGGGAUAGACGAUUGUGUGCUGACUGCUAACAAUAUUGCAUAACUCAUAGCUCUGUUGCAAACUGUGUUAAAUGUAUGUAGGCAAGAAUUUUCUUGAGAUUCUGAAUGGUUUCCAAUCUCAAUAAAUACUUCUCGUGGAAUAAAACA
Messenger RNA from Amphibalanus amphitrite, 1902 nucleotides. RefSeq names its product ocellar opsin-like. Gene Ontology annotation, cellular component: membrane. Gene Ontology annotation, molecular function: G protein-coupled receptor activity. Lineage: Eukaryota; Metazoa; Arthropoda; Thecostraca; Balanomorpha; Balanidae. Bases 132 to 1388 code for a protein of 418 amino acids. Gene Ontology annotation, biological process: G protein-coupled receptor signaling pathway. The transcript is spliced from 10 exons. The record is from RefSeq and is a predicted model, not a curated record.